Molecule: messenger RNA, 4130 nt
Organism: Diachasma alloeum
Lineage: Eukaryota; Metazoa; Arthropoda; Insecta; Hymenoptera; Braconidae
Gene: E75
Product: ecdysone-inducible protein E75
Exons: 3
Coding region: 362-2593 (743 amino acids)
Biological process (GO): negative regulation of transcription by RNA polymerase II; positive regulation of transcription by RNA polymerase II; hormone-mediated signaling pathway
Molecular function (GO): nuclear receptor activity; zinc ion binding; RNA polymerase II cis-regulatory region sequence-specific DNA binding
Source: RefSeq, a predicted model, not a curated record
UGCUGUCUCGCGUUUGCACGCGCUGUCUCGUCCCGCUCGGUAAAUUUAAAAAAUUGAGGAGUUGUUUUGUGCCAUUAACGCGCGUUUUUCUGGAGUGAUUCGAUUGGUUUUAACGAGUCAGCCGGUCUGUGCAUAUCGACGAGAAUUUCGUCAGUUAAUUUUUUUUUUUCUCCAAGACCAAUUGAUUGGAUUACUGUGUGAUACAUGUGCUGUUCAAUGAGGAAAUAAUAAAAAUAAUCGAGGAUUUAUUGUUGUGGGGUGCAUUUUUUUAUCACUGAGGAUUACAUCGAGUUUCAACAUUACUACUAAAAGGAGAAUUGGAAAUUUUUUUUUUAUUAUCAAGAGUUAUCGCAGACAAGUCAUGGGAGACGAGUUGCCGAUCCUCAAAGGGAUCCUCAACGGUGUUGUCAAUUAUCACAAUGCACCGGUUCGAUUCGGCCGUGUGCCAAAACGUGAGAAAGCAAGAAUUCUGGCGGCAAUGCAGCAGAGUUCCCACAGUCGUUCACAGGAGAAGGCUGUUGCCGCUGAAUUGGAGGAUGAACAGCGUCUUCUACAGACUGUUGUUCGUGCCCACCUUGAUACGUGUGAUUUUACAAGAGACAAGGUGGCACCAGUACUGGCCAGAGCGCGAGAGACACCAAACUACACAGCGUGUCCACCAACCUUGGCAUGCCCACUGAAUCCCAAUCCCCAGCCAUUAACCGGUCAACAGGAAUUACUACAAGACUUCUCGAAGAGAUUUUCACCGGCAAUAAGAGGUGUCGUAGAAUUCGCCAAACGCAUUCCUGGUUUUAACCUGCUGGCACAGGAUGACCAGGUGACCCUCCUGAAGGCGGGUGUUUUUGAGGUACUACUUGUCCGUCUCGCCUGUAUGUUCGACGGUCAAACAAACAGUAUGAUCUGUCUAAACGGCCAAGUGUUGAAGAGGGACUCAAUUCACAACAGUAAUGCCCGUUUUCUCAUGGAUUCAAUGUUUGAUUUCGCCGAACGUGUCAAUUCCCUUCGGCUAUCGGACGCCGAACUCGGCUUAUUCUGCUCAGUCGUUGUUAUAGCAGCUGACAGACCGGGUCUACGUAAUACUGAUCUCGUUGAACGUAUGCACAAUAAACUGCGUAGUGCCCUGCAGUCAGUACUAGCUCAAAAUCAUCCGCAGCAUCCGGAUAUACUGCGCGAAUUGCUCAAGAAAAUACCCGAUCUCAGGACACUGAAUACACUUCACUCGGAGAAAUUACUGGCAUUCAAGAUGACGGAGCAGCAGCAGCAGUUGCAGGCACAACAGGCACAGCAGCAGGCGCAACAACAGCAGCAGCAGCAGCAACAGCAGAGCCAGCACACGAAUGUCCAUCAGCAGUGGCCAAUGGAGGAGGAGCCAGCGGCCUCUUGGGGCUCAGCCUCGGACGUGACUCUAGACGAGGCGGUGAAGAGCCCCUUGGGAAGUGUCUCGAGCACCGAGAGCACCUGCAGCGGAGAAGUAGCUUCGCUAACGGAGUACCAUCAUGCCCCUGGCCACCACGCAUCGAGUGCACCCCUUCUUGCGGCAACUCUGGCCGGUGGCCUCUGCCCCCACAGACGUCGCGCCAACUCCGGCAGCACGAGCUCGGGUGACGACGAGCAUCACCGUGCCACAAUGUCGAAAACCCCUCAGCCCCAGGCCCAGUGUCCACGAUUCCGUAAACUGGAUUCACCAAGUGACAGUGGAAUUGAGUCGGGAACUGAGAAACCGGAUAAACCAGCUAGUAGCUCUGCGAGCAGUGCACCAACCUCGGUAUGCUCAAGCCCAAGAUCCGAGGAUAAGGAGGUUGAGGACAUGCCUGUGUUGAAGAGAGUGCUGCAGGCACCACCACUUUACGACACUAAUUCCCUGAUGGACGAGGCUUACAAGCCGCACAAGAAGUUCAGGGCGCUCAGGCAGAAGGACAGCGCCGAGGCUGAGCCUGUAAUUGUGCAGCAGCAACAGCAGCAGCAGCAGUCGCAGUUACAUCUGCAUUUAACGUCGCCACCGACGAGAAGUCCAACGACACAGAGUGCGAGUUUACUGAGCAGUACACACUCGACACUUGCCAAGAGUCUUAUGGAGGGUCCCAGGAUGACUGCUGAGCAGCUCAAACGCACUGAUAUCAUUCACAACUACAUCAUGAGGGGCGAGGCCAGUCCGAGAUCACCAGCAGCAUCGCCAUCGCCGGCGGAGCAGUGCGCCUCGACGACAACUCUCAGUGCACGCUCCCCCCAGGCGUCUCAAGGGCUUCUGCAGUGCGCAACAACUGGCUACUCGAGGUGGCCUGCAACAUCCGUCAUCACCACGACAACGGGAGCCAGACAACAGUCUUCCGGGUCUGGCUACAUCGUCGUCAAUAAUUCACCGGCAUCACCGAGGUAUUUAUCCGUUGCUGCAUCCAGUACAAGUUGCACGAGUCCAAGGCCAACGUCCAGUACAGCUGCGACACUUGUUUUAUCGGGUUGCCCUAGUAAUAUGAUGGAGUUGCAAGUGGACAUUGCUGAUAGUCAACAACCCCUCAAUCUUUCGAAAAAAUCGCCGUCCCCAUCGCCGAGGCCAUUCGUUGGACCGUGCAAGGCUCUCUCGCUCGAGGCGUAGUGCUAUCAUGAAAACUUUAAUCGAAAUAAUUCUAGCCCACCUUAAACGAAAUUCAUUUUCUCAAGUUAUUCCUGGGGAUCUCUCAUUCCCAACCAGUGGAAUGAAUUUUUUUUUUUUUAAUGCAAUUGUUUUUUCUUCUUCGAGUAUAACUAAAGUGCCAGGACGCUCUGAGCGCGUGACAAACCAAAUAAUUUAUUAUUUAAAGGAGGUAUGGUAGGAGGAAGCUGAAUUGAAUGGGGGUGGUUUCAGGUGUUUUCUGUGACGUGUGAUGUGACACUAAACACCCCCGCGACCCCCUGUCUCUAUUUAUGAAUGAAUAGUGCUAAAAAAAUUAUUUCAAAUAGAUUCAAAGUGCGACUACAUUUGUGUGUAAAUAAAUGAAAAGGGUAAAGAUGGGGUUAUAGGCGCUUUUGAGUGAUCGCAUUCGACGCAAUGCCGUGAAAAAUUUAUCUGAGAUAACAUCUAUCUAUUUACCUGUCUACCUGUCUAACUGAUGUCGUUAAAUGGGUGAAAAGAAAUAUAAAAACAACACAAAAUAUAGUGAUUAGCGUGCGGAAAUAUGUGAAUUUUCAAAUCCCGAGGGAUCGAAAAUUGAUUAAAAAACAACAAAAAAACAAGAUUGAAUGUUACAGAAAAAAAAAUUAAUAAUCUAUUACAUGUGAUAAUCACGGAUAUCGCGCAUCCUGUACAGUCUCCACCUCAUUCAUCAAUCAUUUACUCUAUUAUUAUUAUUAUUGAAUAUUAAAUAAAUGAAUAAAUAAGUAAUAUUAUUGUAAUAAAUUUAAGGGUACAAUGUAAUCAAUCGUAAACGUUAUCAUCCCGUGUGUAUGUAUAUUCCGUAGGGACACGUGAGGGAAGAACAUGUUUUCUCUUUUAUUCUCACGUGGAAGAAACGAUAAGUGUGCUAGUAACUGUGUAUAUGUCGGUAUGAGUGGAGUGAGUAAGUCGGGGCAAUCGAAUAAAAAUUGUAGCGAGUGUGGAACUAAUGAUAAGUCAUGAGAAGAAAAUAAAAACAAGAAAGAAAAUAUAUUUGAAGCAAAAAUGAAGUGAAUAAAAAAUUCAUUAAAUGAGAAAAAAAACCUUGUCAAGAAUUAUAAUUGAGAGAGAAUUGUCGAUUUGAUGAUUUCAAGGAGUUUUGUUAUGAGACUGACCGGUCCCUGGGGCCUCCAGUUUGCAAUUACCGUACCUUUAUACCAUGUGUCGUAUCUGUAAUGGAGAAAAGAUUAUGAGAUGAUGCAAAAAAAAAAAUAUACAAACAAGUAAUUAAUCUCUAAAUACGUCGUGUAGAUGAUUUAGGGCUUUAGUUUUAUUGGAACACGGAAAUGAUAUCUUAAAUGAAAGGGAAAAAAAAGCAUACAACAAUUGUGUCGGCAAAUUAUUUCGUGUGAAUGGCGGAAGUACGAACCCUGGAUGGAUCGAUGAGACACUUGUAAAUAAUAAACAUUAAGAAAAAACUUGAAUUUAUUAGUAGGCGUGAGUGGAAGACAAACUUUUUUGAGAAAAAAAAAUUAAGAGGAAUAAUAAAUACAAAAUUUCU